AUGCGCCAACAGUUUACGUCUUCUAAUCCUGGUGGCGCCUUCAAACCACUCCGUUGCGCCGUCGUGCGUGAGCUGCUGUCUCCCGCGACUGGAUCGCGCCGUCGCCCUGCUCGCAUCGCCUCUCCGUCCCCUGGUCGCGGCGCCGGCAUCCAGGCCUUCAUCUCCGACGAGCGCCUGCCUGCCUUCGGCCGGUCGUCGUCCUCCCCUGAGAUCCGCCCCCACGUACCCCGCCCGAGUUCGCCGCGGACCUGCCGCUCCGCGCCCGAACUCGCCGAUCCCGGCUAUCGUUCCCAUGGGAGGAGUCUGAUGGAAAACAGUACAUCUGAUCAAUUUGUUAACGGCAGUUGUCACCGGAGCCGUCAGAAUGACAACAAUGGCACUGAUUGUUCGGGAGAAUCACAUGGCGAUCCGAUGCGGAAGCUACACCAGCUUGUCAAAGAACACGGCGCACUCUGUCGAGCAUUUCUCCACGAAGCAUCAUCCUCUGCAACUGCAAUGCAUCAUCAGCAGCAGUCCGAACACCUCGUGCGCAAGCUCGGAUCGAUCUGGUACCAUCCGGAGUGGGCAGCUCGCGUGCAAGAUCUCCAGUGUUUAUUCUCCUACUCCGAGUUCAGGCAUGAUGUGCUGGAAAUUGUUGAGUUCUUCGAGAAGGAGCUCGGAAAGUGCAGGGAUGAGCUCCAAACAGGUCAAGCAAUAAGCUAUUCAGCCUUAACCAACCUCCUGCCGCUGAUCGUUCCUUUGGUCUUGAAGCUGCUUCGAGCUGUACAUGCCCUAUGGAUAUCGUACGCGGAGGAUGCAAUGGCAAAUUUGCCAGAAGAACUCGUAGAAACUGCCAGAAUCAUGCAGAACCCUGCUCAGAUCUCUCGUCUCCUCAUAGAAAUCGGGGAACUGUAG
This is a messenger RNA of Triticum aestivum (bread wheat), 894 nucleotides long. RefSeq lists its product as uncharacterized. Lineage: Eukaryota; Viridiplantae; Streptophyta; Magnoliopsida; Poales; Poaceae. The record is from RefSeq and is a predicted model, not a curated record. Bases 1 to 894 code for a protein of 297 amino acids. The transcript has 2 exons.